AUGUCCCCCGAGGAGCUCGCCGCCCUGCUCUGUGGGGAAGGGGACGAGCGCCUCUCCCAGCAGGAAUUUCCAGCAGCCACGGCUUUUUACCUGGCCGCCUUCAGCUGCUGUGCCCCCACAGCAGUGCAGAGAGUGAACUCCAUGGCCCACGGGCUCUGGGAGCGAGUGGUGGCCACCUUGGAGGCCUGGUGCCAAGGCAAGGCUCAGAUCCCCAAAAUCCAGAGCAGGAACCUGGCCGUGGUGUCCCUCAGCGUGGGAAUAGCAGCACUUUUCCUCUCCACCCUGAUCCCCAACAAUGUGGUGGCCUCUGUGUACGAGCUGGAGGCCCUGCUGCGGCGAGGGUGCUCGGAGGAGGUGGUGAGCAAAUGCAAUCUCCUGCUGGAGGAUAACCCGAGGGGUUCCAUGGAGCUGCUGCUGCUGAGGGCGCUGGCACGGGUGCUCUCAGGGACACAGGUUGGGAAGGGAAUCGUGGAUUACAUCCAAGCCUUUUUGCUGCACCAAACUGAGGCAGUGGCCUACGUGUGCAGCAGGCAAAGGGAGCACCUGCCCCAGGUCGUCCAGGCUUUCUCUGAUCAUCUCUCCACGUGCCAGGAGGGAAGCCCAAGCUGCAGGUCCUCGGAGCAGUGGCUGGGUGACUGCUACAGCUUCCUGGCUGCGGUGGCACCGGGGCACACCUGGGUGUGCAGGGCACGGGCAGCCCACCUCCGAAAAACAGGAGAGUUUCAGGAGAGUGUGGCUGUCUGCAGCAAGGCCCUUGAGAGAUUCUCAGCUGAGAAUCUCAGAGGUGAGGACAUUCUGGCUCUGCUCCUGGAACGUGCUGCUGGGUAUUUCUUCCUGGGAGGAUGCACGCAGGAAAUGAUGCAGGAUUUAGCAGCGGCCUUUGCAGCAGACCCUGCCCGGGCAAUGAAACGCUUUGAAGAGCUUUUCUCACCCUGUGAUGCUGAGAAGGUCGAGGAGCAGGCCAGAGCUGCCCUGGAGGGGAGGUUUGCAGCAUACAGGGAGGCUGUGCGUGCUCGGGCUGAGCUCAGGGGCACCUGUGGCACUGAGCUGCUCCCUCCUGUCAUCCAGACAAUCCAGCUGCUCCUGCACAUCUGCCCAGGGUCCAGCCGGGAGCUCAGUGUCAGGCUGGCAGACUGUCACCUCCUGCAGGGACACUCCGGGGCCGCCCUGGACAUGUGUGAGCAGCUGCUGGCAGCAGAGCAGAGCACUUACCACAACACCCUGCUGGCACUGCGAGGCUUCUGCUCCCUCCACGCCCAGGACCAGCAGGGAGCCCUGCAGGAUUUCCAGAGGGUCAUCGAGCACGAGUCCCCACAUCCCAACAGCUGCAUCAAAGCCCUGUGUGGGCGUGGGCUGAUCCGAAUUUCUGGUGGCAGCAAUUACUUGACAGCCCUGGAUUAUAUCACAGCUUGCCAGUUAAAGCUGGAUGAAACCAUCUUCACCAUCAAGUCCUACGUGCCAUGGAACCAGAGGGGAUUGCUGCUGAAGGUCCUCCAGGAGGAAGGACAGAUGAUGCUCCAGAAAAAGAGGUACCCAGGAGGCAGCUCAGUUUCCUUUCAGAAAAAGCAAACAGGGCUAGAUGCCCCUGGGGUUUUCCAGCUGGCUUCUCUCUUGGUGGAGCUGGACAGCUCUGAUGAGGCAUCCCAGCUCCUGUGUGCUGAUGCGCUGUACCAGAUGGGCCGUGGGGAAGAAGCCCACAAGAUGCUGUCACUGGCCCUCUCCAGAAACCCCCAGAGGGCUCCUGUGCUGGCCAGGCUGGCCCUGCUGCAGCUCAAGAGAGGCUUUUUGUAUGAUGGCAACCAGCUGCUGAGGAGAUUGAUCAGAAUUGGAGACUCCUCCUGCCUCCUGCCAGUGCUGGACAUUUUCCAGGACGAGGACCGAAAGCUGCUGCAGAGCCACUGCCGCUGGCGAGCCCUGGCCAUCCUCAAGGGCAAACAGGAGGCUGCUGCCAUCAAAGAGGCCAUUGCCCACCUGUCCUUUGCCAUCCUUGCUGCAGGUGGUUAUGCUGAGGAUUGCCUCCUCACCAGGGCCCGAUGCUAUGGGCGCCUUGGGCAGAUGAAAACUGCAAUUUUUGAUUUUAAUGCUGUUCUGAAGGAGGAUCCCAGGAAUGUGCAAGCUCUGAGUGGCCGAGGCUUUGUUCACCUCGCUCUGAGGCAGCAGAAGGAGGCAGUGCAAGAUCUGAUCUCAGCACUGAAGGUGGAGGCAGGAGCAGUGAUCCCAGCAAUCCUGUCCUUGAAGCCUGAAGCCCAAAGGUUGGUCACUGGGUGGCUCCUCCAGCAUGGCAGGGCCACUCUCAGCGAGCUCGUGGCCACCAAAGAUGUCCCAGGAGAAGAAACCCUUGGGGACCUUCUCACGAUGGCAAAAGCACUGACCAAAAUCUGCAGGGCUGCACGACAUCACAUCUUCUACACUGAUGUUUUGAUGGCAAAUGGAAGGCACCAGGAGGCCCUCAAGCACCUGCAGGAAGCCUUUGGCCACUGUCCUGCUGAGGACUUUGCCAGGGCUCGCUUGGCUGUGCUGCAGCUGCAGAGCAGGAACGUGGCAGGGGCAGCUGCCCCGCUCAGCGUCCUGGCCAGGAGAGAUGAGAAGGACUUGGCCUUUCUCCUGAACUUUGUAGACACCAAGAAACAGCAGCAUCUUGCUCAGGCAGCAGCCCAGGAAGGGAAGGUGCUGAUGAAAAGCCAUGACCACCAGCAGGCUCUGGGCUACCACAGCCUGGCUGUGCUGGCCAGCAGGGCCAGCCCCAGGUACCUGAGGCGCAGAGCUGCCUGCCUGAUGCACCUGAAAAAAUACGAAAAAGCUCUGAAAGACAUGGAAAAAGUGAUCCAGGGGCAUGGGUGUAACAGCCCAAAAACACAGGCUGGGGACCACUGCUGCCAGGGCUUCCUGCUGCUGGCCCUGGCUCGGGAGGAGGCAGCAGUGCAGCACUACAUGCAAGCCCUGCAGCUGGAUGAGCCCCUGGCCCUGGGCACCAUCACUGAGUGCCCUGGCAGGGAAUGUUUAACCAAAAUAUUUCAUAAAAUUGCACAAUAUAACUUUGAAAAGCAGCGUUAUGAAGAGGCCUGGAAAAUCACAGACUAUGGGCUUAAAAUUGAUAAAAGUUCUGAGCUCCAGAAGCUGAAAGCAAGACUCAAAAGAGAGGCAUCGAGCUGUAGCAUACAUUGAUUUCUCUGUUUGGGGAUUUUCCAGUCUGAUUGCUUUCUGGGAGGCUGCAAGAAUGAAGGAAAGAUGAAAAAGAUAAGAAAGAUGAGAGGCUGAUGAUAAAUAUGCAGCAGACGUGACACUGAACAAGGAGUAGAAAGUUUAAGGCAGCAAAAUAAAACUGACCAAGAGAGCAAUGAAGAAAAAAAGCAAAUUGCAGCAUUCAGGAUUCCUUAAAAUCAUUGUGGAUUAUGUAAACUCCCCGUUGUGAAAAAAGCCCUUUUUUCUGGCUAAACAACAAAUUCUAACACAGGGGUUCCAGUCCUACUGAAGGAAAACAUUCAAAACACUUGCAGCUCAUGAAUAAUAAUAAUGUAUUUCCUAGCUGGCAUUUGAUGAGCUUUAACACAUACUGUUCAAGCAAUUCACCUUAUUUUUAAGGGCCAGUUAAAAGGAUCAGUCAAAAGUAACUCCUGUAAGGUGUUUGUGAAGGCUCUGUCUGUUGGUUACUACUGGAAGGAAAACAUGAUCCAAAUUUUUUUUUA
Messenger RNA from Pyrgilauda ruficollis (rufous-necked snowfinch), 3686 nucleotides. RefSeq names its product tetratricopeptide repeat domain 34 (gene TTC34). The coding region runs from base 1 to 3165 and encodes 1054 amino acids. The transcript is spliced from 7 exons. Gene Ontology annotation, molecular function: protein binding. NCBI's taxonomy places the organism in Eukaryota, Metazoa, Chordata, Aves, Passeriformes, Passeridae. The record is from RefSeq and is a predicted model, not a curated record.